ACACCACCAUGAAAAGAAAUACCUGUGAUUUGCUUUCUCGAAGCAAAAGUGCUUCUGAGGAAACACUGCAUUCCAAUAAUGAAGAGGAAGACCCUUUCCGAGGGAUGGAACCCUAUCUGGUACGGAGACUUUCUUGCCGCAAUGUUCAGCUUCCGCCUCUUGCCUUCAGACAGUUGGAGCAAGCAGACUUGAAAAGUGAAUCAGAGAACAUUCCCAGACCAACCAGCCUCCCUCUGAAGAUUCUACCACUGAUUGCUAUCACUUCUGCAGACUCCAGUGGUUCUCCCCGAGACUGACUUGGAGGCUGCUGAAAUAGACUUCUUGACAGUCGCUUUUGC
Molecule: messenger RNA, 338 nt
Organism: Suricata suricatta (meerkat)
Lineage: Eukaryota; Metazoa; Chordata; Mammalia; Carnivora; Herpestidae
Product: cAMP-specific 3',5'-cyclic phosphodiesterase 4D-like
Exons: 3
Coding region: 9-296 (95 amino acids)
Source: RefSeq, a predicted model, not a curated record